AUGUGGAAGUUCCUUUGUUUUUUACCUUUACUAUGCUUAGUCCUGUAUUCGUUUCAUCAUCGACUAACAGAACCUAAGUUUUGGUUGGAGGAUGGCAAAGAAGUUAGAGAACUGAGAACAAAUCUUCUCAAUCAGCUCAUACCUCAUUCCGAUGGAUUGAUGAUCAGAGACAUUACUAUACCUACUUUCUGCCAAACUGAUGAAAACAGAAAGAAGAUAGGAGAAGGUUGGCAGAAAGUAGUGUUCGAAGCUGACAGCAUCGAAGAGCAAUCUGGAAGCAUAAUCAAAGUUCCUAACUUGAACGGGCCAAAUUACAUAUCAUGUUUAGAAAGCCUAGAAGUAGAGAUGUGUCGCUUGUUCAUCCUGAGGAACUCAUUAAGAGAGAUACGUUGGAUGUCAAUAUUGAAAAACGAUAAUAACGUUAUACAGAUCAAGUCAUAUUGUAUCCCGGAAGAUCCCAUAAAGGACAUUGAUAAGCUGUCUAUUCGAACUGAAAAAGGAUUUCCAUUAACAACUCUGUUCCUCAUCCAACAAACAUGGGGCUACCGGUUCAACAUGAUUCGAGAGAUCGUUCAAUUUCUUCUUCGACAUCCAAAUAUAUCUUUCAACGAUUUCAGAAGACAGCAGUUUGUAGUUGUAGAUGAUCAUCCGAAAAUGGUGGACUUAGAUGGAAUUACUUUCGGCAGUUUCGAUAUUGAUGGUGAACUGAUUACUCAAAAAGUUAUAAAGGAAUUCGUUAAUAACUACCUUCUCCUGGAUAUUCCUAAUCAUCUACGAACGUCUUUCAACACCUCCAAAAUUCAUUCCAUCAGGACACUUAGCGAGUUGGAUAGCUUCUUAAAACUGUGA
This is a messenger RNA of Auanema sp. JU1783, 849 nucleotides long. The record is from the annotation of a GenBank genome assembly. NCBI's taxonomy places the organism in Eukaryota, Metazoa, Nematoda, Chromadorea, Rhabditida, Rhabditidae.